Molecule: messenger RNA, 2511 nt
Organism: Peniophora sp. CBMAI 1063
Lineage: Eukaryota; Fungi; Basidiomycota; Agaricomycetes; Russulales; Peniophoraceae
Source: the annotation of a GenBank genome assembly
AUGUCGUCAAUAUCCACGAACUGGGACGCAAAACGUGCAUUCGUACCUGCGGGUGUGUACGGGAACGUCCAGGACGUUCGACAGCGCAAAUUUCCUUCCUCGCCCUUCGCCCCCAACGUCCACCACCCUCGACGCUCAUCUUCCUCGCCGUACUUCUCAGCCAUGAGGCGCACUCGCAACAGCGCCGGUAACGCCGCCCAGCCAGCCCAACAGGCUGCACCCAAGAAGUUCAAAGCCGCCGCCACGGGCCAGCCCAACGGCGCUGGCGUCGCUAAGUCCCCGGCGUCGUCCUCCCACAAGCGCGCGGUGUCCGGUGCCAACGAAGAUGACCAGCCCGCUAAAAAGAAGAAGCAGUCGGCCCCGGUCGAGGACAGUAGCGACGAGGAGGAGGCUGUCCCCGCUCCCGCGAAGGUUACGCGUCCCGCCCGCAUCACGGCCGACAGCACCGACGAGGACGACGAGGAGCCUAUGCCUGACGCCAAGGACGAGGAGGACGAGGACGUGCCCGUCGAAGAGAACGAGUUCGAGCUCGACGCCCCCGAGGAGGCCGCCGCGGAGGCGAACGUCAACGCCACCCAGGCGAAGAAGCCCGCCGGCAGGUCCAUGAACGCCGACACGAUCGAUCGUCUUCUCAACGCGGCGAGGACCAAGCCCUUGGGUACCUCGCUGGUCCUCAGGGCAGGCGGCAAGGCGCCGCCUCCUCGCCUCAAAGUCCCCCCUAUGACUCCGCGCGAGGCGAGGGCCUACAGGGCGAAGCACCCGUUCUCGUCCGACGAGGAGGAUGGCGCCGAUAACAACGCGCCGAAGGCCGCUGCGCUCGAGGACAAGUCAGCAUCCGCGCCCGCCGCAUCCAAGGGAAAGGGGCGCGAGAUCAUCCAGCCCGAGGAAGAGUCCGAUGACGCCGUUGUGCAGGAGAGCGAGGACGAGGAAGACGCGCCUCCACCUGUACAGAAGGCUAAGCGUGUGCUUCCAGAGUCCUGGAUGAAGCCGCCCCAGACGACAUCGGGCUCGACGUCGAGCGCCAAGCAGGCCUCCAGCACCCCGCUCAAGACCACGGCCACCUCGGGCGCCGCCCUCAAGAGCACGGCUACCUCGGGCACCGCCUCGGGCACUGUCAAGAAGUCCCCGGCGGUUUCCAAGAGCACCCCGGCCCUCAAGAAGACUCGGGUCCAGGACAAGACCAAGAUCAUCGCGCCGAAGGCAAGUGGUUACAGCGCGGUGCCGCUGAAGACGCCGAAGCGCAAGAAGCCCGUGGUCAUCGAGAUUCAGGAUUCCGACCCGGCUGCUGAGCAAGACGGUGGUGACGACGACGACGACGACGACGAUGACGUCGAGGUGGUAUCUGACUCCGAAGUCGGCAUGAUGCUCACCAAGAAAGAGGAGCAGUACCAGCAGCUCAUCGAAAAGGAAGAAGCCUGGGAGCGCGAUCUCCGCGUCACAUACAACCCAUGGACUCUCAGGUCCGCGAACCUUGCGGAACAAUCGUCGAAGACCGUCAAGGACGUACUCAGCGACGCCUCCGCCGAGGAUCUCAUCCGCGCGAUGUUCCUUGCCAAGAAUGGCCCUUUCCCUGAGGUAAUCGGCGGCGUGGACAUGUUCCUCGAGGACAUAGCGCGGGUUGCGAUUCAGUCCGUCAUUGACCAGCGCGGCAAUGCCCUGGAGCGUUUUGGACUGCGCUUCGGGGUGGACGACGCCUUCAGGGCGGUCCUCUGCUACUUCGUCGGCCAACGGCGCGCGUCGAAGCGUCUCGCGCUGAUCACGCUCGUACGCGAGUGUAUGAUGGAGUGGUACCCCCUCAUCAAGGAGUACGCGAGCUCGACGGACCCCUUGGACAAGACGCGCCUCCAGAACGCCGUCACGGUGCUGACCGCGAACAACGACUUCGUCUACCCCGGCGAACUUGUCGUACGUCACAUUAGCGUCACCUCGAGCUUCGACGUCACUGAUGCCAUGGCACUGCAGCGCGUUGCGCCCAACAACGUCGAGGACGUGCGCAUGAAGUACAAGGUCUCGGCAAAGGACCGCAAGAUCGCCCCCUUCCUCUCACACCCCAUCAUCGAGACCGUUGCGAAGCUCGCUUUCGGCAAGCAUAAGCACGGCAUCACGCUCGCGCCCAGCGACUUCCCGGACGCUUUUUAUAUUUCCGCCCGCCAGAAGGGCGGCAAAGAGGUGCCGCGUUCUCUGGCAGCAUUCGCCGCGACUGUGGUCGAGGUGGCAAUCCGGGACUGGCUCCUCGGCGAAAAGCAGCCGAUCAUAUUGAAGGAGGAUACGCUAAGGCGAUACUGCACUCAUCACUUGGCGUCGCUGACCGAGACGGAUGAAGUACGCAAGAAGAAGAUGUCGCUGGCCAUGCAGUGCUUGUACGACGCCGCCAAGGCUUGGCAGGAGCCGAGUGCGGAACCGAAGGAGACGAAGCGGACCCAGAUCGACGACGAUAUCGGGCUGGAUGAGAUGGAAGAGGGCCUCAACGAGUUUCUCGCCAACACGCGCCGUGACGAGGAGGCGGCGUGA